Messenger RNA from Neoarius graeffei (lesser salmon catfish), 2251 nucleotides. Its product is annotated as adhesion G-protein coupled receptor G5-like. The transcript is spliced from 14 exons. Gene Ontology annotation, molecular function: G protein-coupled receptor activity. Gene Ontology annotation, cellular component: membrane. The coding region runs from base 101 to 1975 and encodes 624 amino acids. Gene Ontology annotation, biological process: adenylate cyclase-activating G protein-coupled receptor signaling pathway; cell surface receptor signaling pathway. Lineage: Eukaryota; Metazoa; Chordata; Actinopteri; Siluriformes; Ariidae. The record is from RefSeq and is a predicted model, not a curated record.
GGGGUUUUAGUUUACUUAUCCAUGAAGCGACCCUGAUUUUAAUAGACUCUGAUAUCUGAUAUCUAAACUCACCUGAAGACAGAUUUUGAGAGCUGCUGACAUGAAGCUCCUCUACUUUAUGGUUCUGUUGAGUUUUGGAAAUACUGUUGAAAAUUCAGGAAGACAAUGUGAUAAAAAGACUGACAUUUUCCUCUACAGCAGCAAAAACCUGAGCAUUUCAGAGAACCUUACGACAUUACAGUGCACCUUGGAGAAUUCUGAAUGUUAUGUACAGUGCAGCUUUGUCAAGCUGGGCACAAACAUAAGUGCAAACAACACAAUAAAUGUGGUAGAAAAUCACUCAGAAAAUUACAGUCUUGUCUUGAACAUAAGUGACCAAGAGAUCUCAUGUAAUGUCAUAAAGUGUGAACAGGAUGGAAUAAUUAAAUUGAUAAGUGAAUCACUGAGCUCUAGUGACAUGAAAAUUUUAAGAAGACCAACACACAUCAAAAAUAUGUGUGCUGCAUUGUUUGCUUCAAAUAGUAUCAUUAAAAAAAAUUACAUCAGAGCAGAGAAAAGAUACAUUGAUGCUCUCAUCAAUUUAGCAUUUAAUGAAACAACCAAGAACUACAACCGAGAGGAAUUUAACAUGACUGUAGUUAAGAUGAAUAUGAUGAACACCACAGAUCUCUGGCAUGUACAGAUCUCUGCUCCAAAGGUGCCUGAUGAUGUUCUGCCUUUGGAAGUAUUCAUUCCUAGUGAACCUUUCAUGAAUGUCUCCGAGGAGCAGGUUAAAGUUGGCAUCGUGAACUAUCCCUCUGCUCAAAUUUUUAAAAAUGACUUGAACACUGUGUUGAUGUCCCAAGUUAUUCGUGUUGAAACUGUUGGACAUAAGAUCAAGCACUUGUCCAAACGGCUUGUUAUUGAGUUUUCAGUGAACACAGGAAUAAUGAUCUCCGAACCUUGGAAUCUAUCAUGUCAGUUCUAUAAUGUGGAUGCUAUAGCAGGACAGGAAUGGAAUGACAUGGGGUCUUUUACCAAAGUGGAGAAUUUUAACAGCAGCAACAAUGUAACAUGCUCAUAUGAUCAUAUGACCCCCUUUGCUGUACUUUUGGUUGACAUGAAAAUGACACAAAUUGAUUCUCAGCACUGGAAAAUCCUGUCCUAUCUUACUUACAUAGGUUGUAGUCUUUCGUCAUUUUUCUCAAUAGUCACCAUCUUCCUCUACAUGUUCAUGAGGAGCUCAAGUAGAGACAAUUCCAUCCGUAUCCAUGUGUCUUUGAGUGUAGCCAGUUUCCUCCUCAACACCAGCUUCUUGUUCAUCGAAUGGGGAGCCACUUGGUCUCAAGAAGGUGCAUGUGUCUUAAUAGCAGUGAUACUACAGUACAGCCUCCUGUCCUGUUUCUCCUGGAUGGCCAAUGAAGCCAUACAUUUGUACUUGCUUCUAAUCAAAGUGUUCAACACCUACAUCAAGCACUACAUGGUCAAGCUGUCACUGUUUGGAUGGGGAGUGCCUGCUGUCCUUGUCGGAGGAAGUCUGUGUGUGUUUGGUAGUAAACCAUUUUAUGGCACCACACAAAUACAAUUAUCUGACACAAAAGAAACAACAAAGUUCUGCUGGAUUACUGACCCUCACUUUCUGUAUGGCAUGAACAUCACCUACUUCUGCUUAAUAUUCCUGUUCAACACAUGCAUUCUGGUGAUAGUGACAUAUCAGAUAUUUAAGCUACGAUGCUUGAACAUCAAAGGCAAGACACUUCCAUCACAUACAGACACUUGCACUGUCCUGGGCCUGACCUUCCUGCUGGGAAUGACAUGGGGUUUGGCUUUCUUCAGCUCAGGAUACACAAACUACCCCAUUCUUUACCUCUUCUGUAUCUUCAACUCGCUGCAAGGGUUGUUUCUCUUCCUGUGGUUCUACGGUACAAUGAAGAAGAACAGGAGUCUGGAGGCAAAAACUUCAACUGUGUCCGAGCCAGCCAGUUCUACCCAGUAAAUGCCUAUGAAAGCAGCUUUACCCAGUGAUUAGAUAUUACAUGUCAUUUCGUGGUGAUGUGGUUAUACAUAAUAUACUAAUAGAUAUCAAUACAACACAAUGCCAGAACUGUUGGUCUUUAGAUUAUAUAACUGAUUUGAAACACGCUUCAUCACCUCAAUCUGUGUAACCCAGUACGAAUUUCAUAAUCAGUUGCUCAGUUCCCUCUUUUCCACUGUGAGCUGAUGAGAUUCUUAUUGUCAACACUAUGUACUGUAAGUAAAUGACACACAUUGU